Messenger RNA from Erythranthe guttata (spotted monkey flower), 833 nucleotides. The record is from RefSeq and is a predicted model, not a curated record. NCBI's taxonomy places the organism in Eukaryota, Viridiplantae, Streptophyta, Magnoliopsida, Lamiales, Phrymaceae.
UAAAAAGGGUCGUGGUCCCCAAAGAAACGCAACCAUUCCAUCUCUUCUAAAAUCCAUCGUUAGAGAGAAAAAUUAAGGAACUGCGGAUUCUUUGGAAGACCUGUCCCAAAUCCAGUGGAGAUUCGAAGAUUCGAUUCCGUUAUGUAAGUUCACAAGUAAACUAAAAGUUGUCUUCCACAUAAAUGGACAACCCGAAAUCAUCAAAUUCACCGCCACCACCUGCCACCACCACCACCACCAUCUCCGGCGGCGGCAACAAAAAAGCAGUGGAAAACUUGAAAUCACUGGUAAUGAAAUGCGCAACAAAGCAACUCACUCCUCCGCAGAAAACAUUCAUCGAGAAUCGUAUUCAAGAACUCGUCCCCACCAUUAACACCACCACACCAGAUCACCCCUCUUACGCUUUGAUGAUCGAGAAUGCAAUAAAACAGUUGAACGAAGAAGGCCGGGGUUCAAGCGAGGAUGCCAUUUCCAACUUUAUUUUAAAUCAAUUUAAUAAUAAUAAAAAUAAUAAGUUGGGUUGGGCUCACUCUGCACUGCUCAAACACCAUCUGGUAAAUCUGUGUGAGAGUGGCAAUCUUGUAAUUACGAGUCCUCAAGGGUUCUAUGCAUUGACCACCGGUGGCGGUAGCCGCCAUAACCGCCGUAGCUCGAGCCCAUUAUCUAGUUCAACAACCUCCUCUACCAGCUGCUCUGAAUCUGAUGAUCCUAGCUUUACACCGAUUGCUGUUAAGGGAAGAAGGAGGAACAAUAUCAAGUCAAACAAAAAGUCAACGCCGCAAUCCAGACGCAAGAGUACUAAUAAGUUCAAAGGGAGUCGAAGAAUAAAAUAA